UCUUUGUGGCUGAGGCCUAGCCCGGCCCCCCGGGGCCUUCCUCGCGCCGUCAUGAGCGCGAACGAAGACCAGGAGAUGGAACUGGAAGCACUGCGCUCUAUUUACGAAGGAGACGAAAGUUUCAGAGAGUUGAGCCCGGUGUCAUUUCAGUAUCGGGUGGGGGAAAAUGGCGAUCCUAAAGCUUUCCUGAUAGAAGUGUCCUGGACGGAGACAUACCCCCAGACCGCUCCGCUCAUAUCGAUGAACGCUUUUUUUAACAACACCAUCUCCUCUGCCGUGAAGCAGAGCAUAUUGGCUAAACUGCAAGAGGAAGUGGAAGUGAACCUGGGGACAGCUAUGACCUACACCCUGUUCGAAUACGCCAAGGAUAAUAAAGAACGGUUCAUGGAGAACCAUCACCCUUUCAGCUCCGGGGCGCCGACAAGCAAUAGCAACUCAACCGAGACGCCCAUGACAGCGCCGUCAAGUAAGAAAAAGGACAAAAAGGAGCAGCUUUCCAAAACCCAGAAACGCAAGUUGGCGGACAAGACAGAUCACCGAGGGGAGCUUCCUCGAGGAUGGAAUUGGGUCGACGUGAUUAAGCUGAGCAAAACCGGUUCUAAGGAGGACGACUAA
Tachyglossus aculeatus (Australian echidna) is the source of this 615-nucleotide messenger RNA. RefSeq names its product RWD domain containing 4 (gene RWDD4). The record is from RefSeq and is a predicted model, not a curated record. NCBI's taxonomy places the organism in Eukaryota, Metazoa, Chordata, Mammalia, Monotremata, Tachyglossidae. Bases 52 to 615 code for a protein of 187 amino acids. Gene Ontology annotation, molecular function: protein binding. The transcript is spliced from 7 exons.